Molecule: messenger RNA, 5244 nt
Organism: Sebastes umbrosus (honeycomb rockfish)
Lineage: Eukaryota; Metazoa; Chordata; Actinopteri; Perciformes; Sebastidae
Gene: hlfb
Product: HLF transcription factor, PAR bZIP family member b
Exons: 4
Coding region: 232-1170 (312 amino acids)
Biological process (GO): regulation of transcription by RNA polymerase II
Cellular component (GO): nucleus
Molecular function (GO): DNA-binding transcription factor activity, RNA polymerase II-specific; RNA polymerase II cis-regulatory region sequence-specific DNA binding
Source: RefSeq, a predicted model, not a curated record
CGGUGUGUCGGUCCUCUGUCUCAGCUCCUCCAGCGCUCCUUCAUGGUUUCACUCUGACACUCUCUUUAUUAUAAGGACUUUAUUAGAAGGACUUUUAAAUAAGGACUUUUCAUUUCUAUUUUUUUCAUGAAGGCUGCAGAGACGAGGACCUGAUUCUCACUUUUCUUUCUUUCUUAUAUCUUUUUUAUAUUUUAUAUUUUAUAUUUCUUGUUGUUGGACCUCCGGCUCCAGAUGCAAGGAGGCUUGAUGGAGAAACUGUCCCGACAUCAUCCACUCAACCCGGGGUUCCUUCCUCCAGCGACGCACGGUGUGCUCAAGUCUCUGCUGGAGAACCCCAUGAAGCUGCCGCUGCACCAUGAAGCUUUCAGCAAGGAGCAGGAGAAGGAGAAGAACCUGGAAGAGGAGCGCAGCGUCCCCCAGUCGGCCUUCCUGGGCCCCACGCUGUGGGACAAGACCCUGCCCUACGAUGGAGACACCUUCCAGCUGGAGUACAUGGACCUGGAGGAGUUCCUGUCCGAGAACGGCAUCCCCUCCAGCCCCUCCCAGCACCACCACCACCACCACCACCACGGCCAGCACCACCAACCGCACGCUCCGCCACGCCAUUCGCCAAUCAUGUGCCAAGUCCCACCCAAGUCGACGCUGUUGGUGAUGGACCUCAGCAACAACGCCUCCAACUCCGUCCACACGAGGGUCGUCUCUCCGAACUGCCUGCACAGCAGCCCGUCAAGAGCAGACCUCCCGAGCUCCAGAAACACUCCCAGCCCCAUCGACCCGGACUCCAUCCAGGUCCUCGUCGGGUACGAGCCCGACCUGGCUGACCUGGCUCUGUCCAGCGUGCCGGGCCAGGAGAUGUUCGACCCGCGCAAACGCAAGUUCUCGGCCGAGGAGCUGAAACCGCAGCCCAUGAUCAAAAAAGCUCGCAAGAUCUUCAUCCAGGAGGACCUGAAGCAGGAUGACAAAUACUGGGCCAGGCGCAGGAAGAACAACGUGGCGGCCAAGAGGUCCCGGGACGCCCGGCGGGUCAAAGAGAACCAGAUCGCCAUCCGAGCCGGCUUCCUGGAGAAGGAGAACUCGGCUCUCAGGCACGAGGUGACCGAGCUGAGGAAAGAGCUGGGACGCACCAAGAACGUCAUCGCCAAGUACGAUGCGCAGCACGGCCCGCUGUGAGGACACAUAUACAGUAUAUAAAUAUAUAUAUAUAUAUAUGAAUAUAUAUAUAUACAUAUGAUGACCCCGCCUCCUCCUGAUCCACCAGCGUUCACUUCUCCGCCACUCUCGGUCCUGAUGGCUCGACUCGCGGCAGCUGAACGCAAAAAUUUACUUUUAAAUCUACUUUCCAUCCUCUCGGUGGACGUCAUACUGAUGACCAAUCAGAUAGGAACGUCCCUUUUAGUCAUAACAAGUGCGCAAUACAUUAAUAUAAACACAAACAGGGUCAGUCUGGUGUUAUUCUAUAUUUUUUUGGUUCCUACUGAAGACAUUAAUCUUAAAAAUAUCCUCAGUAAUCUCCUCAAACAGCUGCUCGCUGUAGUUUCUCUCAUUGUAGAUUGCAGUUUGGGUUAAAAUAAUUGCAGAUGUUCUUUAACUAGCAUUCUCGUACGCCUUUUCAUACGUCUUUUCAAAAUAAACUUCUGUCUUCACAGGAAACAACUUCCUUAGGUUUAGGCAACAAAACUACUUAGUUAGGUUUAGGAAAAGAUGGAGAUUUGGGUUAAAAUAACUUCCGAAGUGCUGUAACUUAAGUACAGAAGUUAAGUGACAAAUAAAUCAACGUUGACUUCUGGCCUCACACGGGGCACCAAUAUAGGCCUCCUGGUGAAAAUCUAGUGUUUUUUGAUCCACCCAAACCUCCUCCCUAUGCGGCGUUUGUCGCUCUUCAUACUUCCUGGUUCACAAUUAAAUGGAUUAAAUAUUAAUUGAUUUCAUGGGAUAUAUACAAAUUACACUUUUAGUAGGAAGAGCUACGAACGAUAUAGGAAAACGGCCUGGCUCUAGUGAGUAUUUCUGGCAGCAGGACCCUGUCAAAAUAAAAGUACUAGUUAGUAGAUACAUUCAGUGUUGGUUUGAGUCUGAACAGGAAGGAAAAUGUAGAAUAUCACCAGACAAAGAAAGAAGCACAACACUAAAGGCCUUUACACACCGGCGGCGUUUUGUUUUGUUUUGUGCGAUUACUUCAAACGCCAUUAAACUUUUUCAAACUGUUGUUUUUGUCAUGAAUACUUUCAUACAGAGCGCCGUCAAUACACGACAAAAAAGGUCACUUUCACAACACGAAUAAAGGCAAUCACGUUGUGAAGGACGGGUCGAGUCGCGUCUGUAUUUAUAAAACUAGUCCGAACCAGGACGGCAAACUUUAUCACUUCUUUCAACCUCGACAAAGACAGCGCAGACCAGAUCCACUCCUUCCCUUCUUCCCUUUCACAAUAAAAGCCCUAGACAUGUAAUAUUCGCAGGCGAGUAUUUCACAUUUCCGUGUUGUUUAUCCGUCAUGCCCCCCCGGUGUGUAAAGGCCUUAAGAAUGUACAAAAAUGUUGAUUUUUCACGUCUUUUCACGGCGUCCCCUGCUGUGAGUCGAGCCCGUUAAUCAGGAUCAUUAAACACCUGUUUCUCUUUGUGACUUCUCCUCAUGGAGCUCCUCUCUGGGUCUCAAACUGAUGUCUGACCUUUGCCCUCUGACCCCUCCGCUCCCCCCCCUCCCCAGUGUACAAUAACGGCACUUUCUCUGCCGACCCCCCCUCACAGACCCCACCCCCCUCCUCCGCCGUGUGCAGGUGUUGUUCCCACAAUGCACCUGUUCACAUGUACAUACCUGCCUUGUUCUUGCUCCUGAUGAUGAUGUAUGAAAGUGUGCCGCCUCUUGGCGCUCUGCUAUCAGUCAAUCAGCGUCUGUUCUGGCCUUUUUGGGGCCUUAAGCAGUAUUUUUAUGGAUAUUUUAAGAUGAUUCUCACUGAUUUUACCCAAACAACGUAUAGCAACCCACAAAAUGUGUUUUUAUACACCCACAAAUUUGCCAGUAAAUUGUAUUUGAUAUGAUCAUCAGAUGUGCUGUGACAUCAUCAGAGAGUGGACCUUUAAAUCAGAGAGGAACCCAAAGACUCGUAUCGGCCUCAGGUUCUCUGUUCACACGAGACAGAUUUAUAACGACGCCAUAAUCCACCAGUUUUAUUCCCAGAGUCUGAGGCGACUCUUCGGUGUUUGUGUAUUGAUUGUUUUGACCUGUUUACCCGUCUAACGUUUGUCUCUUUGUGUUGGAGACGAGCUGUUUGUAUCUUCUCUGUCUACUUGUUGAAGUCCUGAAUCUGCUGGGAUGUUCAGUCUGAGACGGACGCUGUAGAAAUCUCAACACCGCUGCCGCCGCUCAGAACCCGAGAGGAACUGUUGGACACGAACCGCCUCGCUUCCCAGCAUCGGACGCUUGAUGUGCUGCCACUAUAGACACCUGAUUGGACGAACGCUUUCCCUUUAAAACCGGGACCAACGUGGUGGCUUGUUUGGAUCUAGUGAUGUGACAUGUGUGACACAGGUGUGGACAUUUUCCCACCAGUUAAAAAACUCGUGACAACAGCGGUGUUACCGAUUACACUGGACAUUUUACAAGAAAAGAUGACGGUCAAUAUGUGUAGCGCGCUGACUCUGAUCUUUACCGUCAGGUGGCGGUGUGUCUGGCCUCUCCGGUCCAGCUUUUGCUGCGAGGCCGCAGGUUUCGACCCGUUGGUCGCCGCACACCGGCUGUGACCGCUCCGUCCUCCUCACGGCGAUUGCCUCAUUAACGCUGUGGUUCCUUCAUAGCAUUCGGGUUUAAAUCUGAAAUAUUGCCAAAUAGGUGCUUUUGCUUUUCGCCAAAUCCUCCGCCAUCGUCUCGUCUCUCUCGUCCCGUGUGUGAAAUCUGACUCCUGCUGCUGCUCCGCUAAACAACCGUAGGAACACAAUGUAAUCGGCGUGUGCCCGACCUGGUAACACAGGUAAUACCGACUACCGACAUCGAUCCAUAUCGAGGAAUCGUUAACAACCCUACAAGAUAAACGACUUGUGCAACAUGAUGUUCUUUUAGUCAUCUUCAGUUUCUUGCUGUCAUUUUUAAAACGUGAGUAAUAAACUGUAAUGAGCUCAUUAGCCGACGUCUCUGAGCAGCAGCUGUUCAGGAGCGUCGUGGUGACGUCACGUCUUUAUUUCACACUAACAGCUCUCGUUCACGGAGAUCAUUAAAUAGAAGAUGAGGACGGCGUGAUGAGAUUUCUACAGCGAAGAGCCGACACGUGAUCAGAGUUUAAAUCACACAACCUGGAGCUGCUGCUGGCGUGUUUCAGUCUGAACGUCGCCGUCUCGUGUUUCCUGUUUGUUGGAUGUUUAAUGUUUAAAUGAAUCUGAGAUUCUGUGUGUGUGUGUGUGUGUGUGUGUGUGUGUUUCUGUCCUCACCGCUGAACGCUGAUUAACAGCCAUAUUUUUUACAACCUGUGUCUCAGACGUGUUUCUGCAAAAGAAAAUCACAGAUCUCACUAUGAAUGUUUUUUUGAAGCUUCUCAAACUAUACAGAAAUAAUUAUUAUAGAUUAUUAUUAUUCAUUACAGAAACCAAACCUGUACAAUAGAUGGUUUUAUUUUUAUUUUUCAUAUUUUCCAAAGUACGUGUACGCCCCCCGGUGGCCGAGUGUGACAUGAAUGUAUAUUUGAAACAUCACUUUAGUACUACAAACCAAAAGAACACAGUAUAUUAAGGAUAUAUUGAUAUAAAUAUAUAUAUAUAUAUAUUAAAGGUUUUAAUGUUUAUACAGAGUUUUUGUGGAGUCUGAUAUCUCCUGUGUAUUUUGGGACGGGUUACAUGAACAUAAUAUUAUAAAUGUAUUCAGACCAAAACGGCGUUCCCGGUCAGUCGGGGCGACGCGUGGGCAUUACAGAAACCUGAUCCUGAGAUACCUCAAACCCUCCGUCACACCUGUGCAGGUGCUACACUGAGCUGCUGCUUGUUGUUCCACCAGGUGCUCCACAUAUAUAUAUCUAUCUAUAUCUAUAGAUAGAUAUAUCUAUCUAUAGAUAUAUAUGUAUAGAUAUAGAUAUAGAGGCCUGUAUAGUUUCACCUGAUCAACCUGAAGCACUCGUUCUGUGUCUCCUGUCGGCUGUGGUUUCUCUCUCUGCAGCUCUGUUUUGUUGGUUCAAAGAUAUUUUUCCUAUAUUUGUCCUUUGGUUAUGUUUCUCAUGAUCAAAAUAAUAAAUAAUAAAUAAAUAAAUAAAGGUUCAAAUCCAG